This is a messenger RNA of Drosophila ananassae, 10050 nucleotides long. RefSeq names its product inositol 1,4,5-trisphosphate receptor (gene Itpr). Bases 632 to 9214 code for a protein of 2860 amino acids. The transcript has 21 exons. The record is from RefSeq and is a predicted model, not a curated record. Gene Ontology annotation, biological process: calcium ion transmembrane transport. Lineage: Eukaryota; Metazoa; Arthropoda; Insecta; Diptera; Drosophilidae. Gene Ontology annotation, molecular function: inositol 1,4,5-trisphosphate-gated calcium channel activity; inositol 1,4,5 trisphosphate binding. Gene Ontology annotation, cellular component: endoplasmic reticulum; membrane.
CUCAAGUGGCCACACUAGCGAUCAUAUGGCCGACUUGUAACACUUGUUGCGCGCUUUCGGUCGGACGUGUAUUCGUUGGCGCUGCUCCACGUCGGUCCGCCUUAUCCGCGCUGCGCUGGCACAUUGGUGGAAAAGAGACGCCUGUGAAGGGGAGCGGAAGCAACUCUCGGUUUUCGUGCAUGACGCGGCGCUCUGGAAAAUUGCAUUUUCAUACGGUUCGAGCAGCUAAUUUAUCGCCGAAAUAAUGGCCAAUUUAUUGGCCUGAAAGCGGUGGGCGUGGGCCCGAAAAAAGUGUCUGGAAAAGUGCGAAAAAGCUUGGAAAAUCGGCUAUCGCGUUGUGCGUUUUGUUUGCUUUGCUGCUCUGCCGCGUCGACGCCGCUGCGCUGCCACUGCGCUUCCCCAAAGUGUGAGUUAGUGGAGGCGGGGGAGGCAAUUGUUGUUGGACAUAACGAGGACGACAAAUCAUUGCAAUUAACUCGCGUAACCGACUGCGCCAAAGGAAACAAAAGCUCCCAGCCGGGGAAAACAGCGAGCGACACCAACAGGAGCAGCCACGUGAGGAGCUGGGCCACCCCGGUGGACCACCACCACCACCCUCUAUCCAAGUCCUAACCCACAGAAGGCAGCAAACAUGGGCGACAAUAUAAUUGGCUCGGCCAGCUUCCUGCACUUGGGGGACAUUGUCUCCCUGUAUGCGGAGGGCAGUGUUUGUGGCUUCUUGAGUACUCUCGGCCUCGUUGAUGAUCGUACUGUCGUCUGCCCAGAGGCCGGGGACUUGAGUUGCCCUCCCAAGAAGUUCAGGGACUGCCUCAUCAAGAUAUGUCCCAUGAAUCGAUACUCCGCCCAAAAGCAAUUUUGGAAAGCAGCUAAGCAAUCGGCCAGUUCCAACACGGACGCCAAUCUCCUAAAGCGAUUGCAUCAUGCAGCUGAGAUUGAAAAGAAGCAGAACGAGACGGAGAACAAGAAGCUACUGGGAACCUCCAUCCAAUACGGACGGGCAGUAGUCCAGCUCCUCCACUUGAAGUCCAACAAAUAUCUGACAGUCAACAAGCGCCUGCCGUCUCUUCUGGAGAAGAACGCGAUGCGGGUCUACCUGGACGCCAAUGGUAACGAGGGCUCUUGGUUCUACAUCAAGCCCUUCUACAAGUUACGUUCCAUCGGCGACUACGUGGUGGUGGGCGACAAGGUAAUCCUCAGUCCGGUGAACGCCGACCAGCAGAACCUGCAUGUGGCGGCCAACUACGAGCUGCCCGACAAUCCAGGCUGCAAGGAGGUCAAUGUCCUCAACUCGUCCACCUCGUGGAAGAUCUCGCUGUUUAUGGAGCACAAGGAGAAUCAGGAGCACAUACUCAAGGGCGGUGAUGUGGUGCGUCUAUUCCACGCUGAGCAGGAAAAAUUCCUUACUAUGGACGAGUACAAAAAGCAGUACCAUGUCUUUUUGCGAACCACUGGACGCACAAGCGCCACGGCCGCCACCAGUAGCAAGGCGCUGUGGGAGAUCGAGGUGGUGCAGCAUGAUUCGUGUCGAGGUGGUGCCGGUGACUGGAACUCCCUGUACCGCUUUAAGCACCUGGCGACAGGACACUAUUUGGCUGCCGAAGCCGAGGCGGAUAUCGCAAAUGCGUCACACGAACCACUUCUAGCGGAUUGCAGCAAGGACUCGGGCCUCAGUUGCUCUACCAUGAACUCAACAGUAAAUGACAAACCAAAAGCCAAGCAGUAUCGCUUGGUUUCUGUACCCUACUCGGCGGACAUUGCCUCCGUUUUUGUGCUGGACGCCACCACAAUGGCCCGGCCGGACAGCCUCGUACCGCAGUCCAGUUAUGUAAGGCUUCAGCACAUCUGCUCCAAUACCUGGGUACAUGCCACCUCGAUUCCCAUCGACGCAGACGACGACAAGCCGGUGAUGUCGAUGGUCUGCUGUUCGCCCAUCAAGGAAGACAAGGAGGCUUUUGCCCUAAUCCCCGUUUCUCCGGUGGAAGUCCGUGAUUUGGAUUUUGCCAACGAUGCUUGCAAGGUCCUGGCCACAGUAACCAGCAAGCUGGACAAUGGAAGCAUCUCGAUUAACGAGCGACGGGCACUGAUCUCGUUGCUUCAGGACAUUGUCUACUUCAUAGCCGGAAUGGAAAAUGAACAAAAUAAAACAAAGGCUUUGGAGUUUACCAUAAAAAACCCGAUACGCGAUCGACAAAAACUUCUACGCGAGCAGUAUAUCCUAAAGCAGCUUUUCAAAAUCCUGCAAGGACCCUUUCAAGAGCACACGGCUGGAGACGGACCCUUCCUGCGAUUGGAUGAGCUGAGCGAUCCCAAGAAUGCCCCCUACAAGAAUAUCUUCCGAUUAUGCUACCGCAUCCUGCGACUAUCGCAGCAGGACUACCGUAAAAAUCAGGAGUAUAUUGCCAAACAUUUUGGUCUGAUGCAGAAGCAGAUCGGAUACGAUAUCCUGGCGGAGGACACGAUCACAGCACUGCUGCACAACAACCGAAAGCUGCUCGAGAAGCACAUCACAGCCGCGGAAAUCGAGACCUUCGUGGGUUUGGUUCGCAAAAACAUGCACAAUUGGGACUCUCGGUUCCUGGACUACCUCUCCGACCUGUGCGUCUCCAACCGAAAGGCCAUCGCCGUCACCCAAGAGCUGAUCUGCAAGAGUGUGCUUAGCGACAAGAACAAGGACAUUCUUAUCGAGACCCAGGUGAAGGCCCUUCGCAGUGGAUCGACCUCUGCUCGCUGCUACAAGGGAACUUCCGAGGAUGUCUGUCUCUCCACUCUCGCCGAGGUGGCUGGCGAUGAUGAGGAUCGCUCGGAUGUCCAGUCCACAUCCACGACAACCACUUGGGAUAGUGCUAGCCUGAACGAGGAUGACAGUUCCUCAACGGUGGAUAGAUACGAAAUUCAUUUGAAGUGGACAGGGCAACCGACAUCGCGUUCCAUGGCAGACUUGGCCAACUGUGUGGCGGAUGGCAAUGAACAGGAGGCAGCCAUACUUAACUAUUACCGGCACCAGUUGAAUCUUUUUUCGAAUAUGUGUCUCAAUCGUCAAUACUUGGCCCUCAAUGAGCUAUCGCCAAGGCUGGACAUUGAUUUGAUUUUAAAAUGCAUGUCAGAUGAAACAAUGCCCUAUGAGCUGCGAGCCUCCUUCUGUCGGCUGAUGUUGCACCUUCAUGUGGAUCGCGAUCCUCAAGAGCCAGUCACUCCGGUGAAAUAUGCUCGUCUCUGGAGUGAAAUACCUUCUAAAAUGUCCAUUAUGGACUAUGAUGGCAAAAACCAACAACCUGAUCAAAAUAAACAGGCCUGUCGAGCCAAGUUCAACACAACUAUCGCCUUUGUGGAAAAUUAUUUGUGUAAUGUUGCAACCAAAGUUUGGCUCUUCACAGAUCAGGAGCAGAAUAAACUCACCUUUGAGGUGGUUAAGCUGGCCCGAGACUUGAUAUACUUUGGUUUCUACAGCUUCAGUGACUUAUUGAGGCUAACCAAAACUUUGCUUUCCAUUCUGGACUGCGUGUCUGAUACUUCCUCGGGAGCCUUUGCCAGCACGGAUAUUGAUUCUGUCGAUGAGGACACAAGCACGGAGGCUGAAGGAGGAGUCCUGCGCUCCAUUGGAGACAUGAACACGGUGAUGACAUCCUUGGCCCUGGGCUCCGUGGGUCAAGCUAUUGCUGCUCCCAGCAUAGCCCUGCAGCAGCGCAAGUCCGUUUCCCAACUAAUGAAGGAAUAUCCAUUGGUGAUGGACACUAAGCUGAAAAUAAUUGAGAUACUCCAGUUCAUUUUGGAUGUGCGCUUGGACUACAGGAUCAGUUGUCUGCUCUCCAUAUUCAAGAGGGAAUUCGAUGAGUCAGAAGUGGCUGCCACGGCGGCCAACAUUGAGACAAGUCUGCAGCAAGCCCAGCAGCAAACACCUCAGCAGCAGACGCCACAACCGCCGACUCCUGGAAGCGGCACCGAGAGCGAUCCCUUGGUCAGCGCCGAGUCCAUGGCAGCUGCCGCAGCAGCAGCCGCGGCCACCGCCGCACGCCAGAAGAACAUUGACCUGGAGUCGAUCGGGGUGCAGGCGGAGGGCAUCUUCGACUGCGAGCGCAGCGAUGCAGCUAACCUGGACCUGGAUGGCCAGGGCGGACGCACCUUUCUGCGAGUCCUCCUCCAUUUGAUCAUGCACGACUACGCUCCACUGGUCUCCGGAGCUCUGCAUCUGCUCUUCCGGCACUUUAGUCAGCGGCAGGAAGUUCUCCAGGCCUUUAGACAGAUUAAAAAAACACAAUUAACAAAGUGGACGUACACCGCAUACUGUACCGACCGAUCUUUUGAUUUUGUUCAACUUCUUGUCUCGGACAGCGAUGUGGAGUCGUACAAGCAAAUAAAGUCCGACCUGGAUAUCCUCCGGCAGAGCGUGGAAAAGUCCGAGCUGUGGGUCUAUAAGGCCAAGGCCACGGACGAACUGGGCGGACCAGAUGCUGGCGGGGAUGCCGUCAACGUGGAUUACAAUGCCGCUCUGUCCCAGGAGCAGCGAAACGAGUACCGAAAGGUUAAGGAGAUACUCAUCCGGAUGAACAAGUUCUGUGUCACCACCAUCACUGGUCCGGGUUCAGUGGUGAAGCCGCGAAAGCACGAACAGCGGUUGCUGCGCAACGUUGGUGUCCACACCGUUGUGCUCGAUCUCCUCCAGAAUCCCUACGACGAGAAGGACGAUGAGCUGAUGAAGGAGCUCAUGUGUCUGGCCCAUGAGUUCUUGCAAAACUUUUGCCUCGGCAAUCAGCAGAACCAGGUCCUCUUGCACAAUCAUCUAGAUUUGUUCCUGAACCCAGGCAUCCUGGAGGCCAAGACCGUCUGCGCCAUAUUCAAGGAUAACCUAGCGCUCUGCAACGAGGUCACCGAUAAGGUGGUCCAGCACUUUGUCCACUGCAUCGAGAUCCAUGGCCGGCAUGUGGCGUACCUGCAGUUCCUCCAGACGAUUGUGAGGGCAGAGAAUCAGUUUAUCCGCCGAUGUCAGGACAUGGUGAUGCAGGAACUGAUCAACGCCGGCGAGGAUGUGCUGGUCUUUUACAACGACAAGAGCUCCUUCAAUCACUUCGUCCAGAUGAUGCAGCAGCAGCAGCUCCUCCGCCUGGAGAAGCUCAGCGACGACAGCCCCUUGAAGUACCACGUGGAACUGGUGAAGCUCCUGGCCUGCUGCACCAUGGGCAAGAACGUAUACACGGAGAUCAAAUGCAACAAUCUUCUAUCGUUGGACGACAUAGUGACCAUCAUCUGUCACCCGCUGUGCAUGCCGGAGGUGAAGGAGGCCUAUGUGGAUUUCCUCAACCAUUGCUACAUCGACACAGAGGUGGAAAUGAAGGAGAUCUAUGCCUCGGGCCACAUGUGGAAUCUCUUCGAGAAAAGCUUCUUGGUGGACAUCCAGCAACUUAUCACGAAUGUAGCCGCUGCAAGCAACAAAACGCUGCAAUCGUACGUUCUUAACGGAGUUACCAAUCUCCUGAGCAGCUUCUUUGCCAGUCCCUUUUCGGACCAGAGUGCCAUCGUGCAAUCCCGACAGCUUAUCUUUGUCCAACUCCUACAAGCCGCUCACCGUCUGACCCAGUGCAGGUGGCUUUCCUUGGCGGAUCGCUUUAACGUGGAAAACUGCAUCCGGACACUUACAGAGUCGGCCAAGAUGCGGAGCAUUGCUUUGCCGCCGGAGCUGGAGCAGCAGGUGGCCACCAUGUCCAGCAAGACAGCCAUGCUGACGCGGCAGACGACCAAGUGGCUGCUGGCCUCUAAGCAGCCCAAGUACGAGGCCCAUCAGGCAGCCAACCUGAUGCGUUGGGAUCGGUCCAUCAUAGAAGGACUGCAGGAUAUCGUCUCGUUGCUAGAGGAUCAGCUCAAACCAGUGGUGGAAGCGGAACUGUCGCUGCUUGUAGACAUCCUUUACCGAUCAGAGCUGCUUUUCCCAGCCGGAACAGAAGCUAGGAAACGAUGCGAGAGUGGUGGCUUCAUCCGAAAACUAAUAAAGCACACAGAGAAGCUGCUGGAGGAGAAAGAGGAGCGCAUGUGCGUUAAGGUUCUCCGAACACUCCGGGAGAUGAUGGCCAUUGAUGUGAACUAUGGAGAGAAAGGUGAUGCACUGCGUCAGACACUUCUCCUGCGCUACUUCCAAAGCAAAAAUACACCCAGGCUACCGGAGGACGAGCAACCUCAACGAACUGUGGCUCCUUUGGUAGAUCCUGCUAAGCAGCAUCACUUGGUGACACAUGGCCCGGGGGCCAAAUAUCUUCAGAGGGCUGGAAAAACACUCCACGAGAUGCAGAAUCAUCUCGACAGGGAGGGGGCCUCCGAUCUGGUCGUGGAACUGGUCAUAAAAUCCGUACACUCACCAAACAUCUUCGUCGAGGCCGUGGAACUGGGCAUAGCUUUGCUGGAGGGCGGCAAUCCGAUCAUCCAGAAGGGCAUGUUCCAGAAAUUCCUCAGCGAUGACCUCAACCAGGCCUUCUUCAAGGUGUUCUUCGAGAAAAUGAAAGACGCCCAGCAGGAGAUCAAGUCCACGGUGACGGUGAACACCACCGAUAUUGCGGCCAAGGCCCACGAGCACAAGCAGGACGCCAAUCUGGAGCUGGACAAGAUCUCGCGCAAGCAUGGGCUAAAGAGCAACGGAGUGGUCAUUACGGAGGAGCUGAAGCGGGAGCUGCACAACGCUGGACUGGCAACGGCAAGGGCAUAUGGCAAUGCUCGCAAUAUCCACUCCGGCGAGGACAGUUCUGCAAUUAGCGUGAAUCCGCUGGAAGACAUCCUCGCAGAGAAACUAGAAAAGCACAAGGACAGCAAGGAGCAAAGGAACCAGCUAUCCAACAAGGUGUUGGUGAUGCAACCUAUCCUCCGAUUCCUGCAGCUUCUCUGCGAGAACCAUAAUCCGGAUAUGCAGAAUCUGUUGCGAAACCAGAACAACAAGACAAACAACAACUUGGUGUCGGAGACACUCAUGUUUCUGGACUGCAUCUGCGGUUCCACCACCGGCGGACUGGGACUCCUCGGCUUGUAUAUCAACGAACACAACGUGGCGCUGAUUAACCAGACAUUGGAAACUCUGACGGAAUACUGCCAGGGUCCCUGUCACGAAAAUCAGAACUGCAUAGCUACCCAUGAGUCGAAUGGCCUGGACAUCAUCACAGCUCUGAUAUUGAACAACAUCAAUCCCUUGGGUGAGAACCGCAUGGAUCUGGUGCUGGAGCUGAAGAACAAUGCCUCCAAAUUGCUGUUGGCCAUUAUGGAGAGUCGGGGCGACAGCGAGAAUGCGGAGCGUAUUUUGUACAACAUGAAUCCCAAGCAGCUGGUGGAAGUGGCCUGCAAGGCAUACCACCAGGAGGAGCUCAUCGACGAGCAGGACGACGGUGAUGAGCCGGAUGCCGGAUCAGACGAUGAUGAUGCCACUGUGAGCCCGCGGGAGGUGGGUCACAACAUCUACAUUCUGUGCCAUCAGCUGGCGCAGCACAACAAGGAGCUGGCCGGAUUGCUAAAGGCCUCCGAGGAUGCCCAGUCAGCCAGCUUUGAUGCCAAGACCAGUCAGGCACUGAUGUACUACGCCACUCACACGGCACAGAUUGAGAUUGUUCGCAACGAUCGCACCCUGGAGCAGAUUGUCUUUCCCAUUCCGGAGAUUUGCGAAUACUUGACGACGGACACUAAAAUCAAAAUCCUCAACACCGCCGAACGGGAUGACCAGGGCUCGAAAGUGGCAGACUUCUUCGACAAGGCUGAGGAAAUGUUCAACGAGAUGAAAUGGCAAAAGAAACUAAGAAGUCAACCCUUACUAUUUUGGAUAAGCAGUUAUAUGUCCUUGUGGAGCAACAUUCUCUUUAACUGUGUGGUUGUUAUUAAUAUGAUUGUGGCUUUCUUUUAUCCUUUCGAUAAUACUGUUCCAGAACUUAGUUCACAUAUUUCUCUGCUAUUUUGGAUUAUAAUGAUAUUCUCAUUGGUCAUCGUAAUAACUUUGCCACGAGAGUCGGGGAUACGAACGCUUAUUGGUUCCGCAAUCUUGCGGUUCAUAUUUUUGCUGGGACCGGAGUCAACGCUCUGUCUUUUAGGAGUAGUUACGGUUACUCUUAAGAGCGUUCACAUAGUCAGCAUAAUGGGAAACAAGGGGACUCUGGAAAAGCAACUAAUUAAGAUCAUCACCGACUUCCAGUUACUAUACCAUUGCAUUUAUAUAGCAUUUUGUUUUUGUGGCCUAAUCUUUCAUCCAUUUUUCUAUUCUCUAUUGCUCUUCGAUGUGGUCUAUCGGGAGGAAACGCUAGUCAAUGUCAUCCGAUCGGUGACCCGAAAUGGACGCUCCAUUGUUUUGACCGCUGUCUUGGCUCUGAUCCUGGUCUAUCUGUUCUCCAUAAUCGGGUACAUGUUUUUCAAGGACGAUUUUCUGGUCAGCGUUGACUUUGAAGACCAAGAUAAUGGCUCGCCCGCAGCCUUGCCCGUGACCCUGUCGGUACCACCUUCGGGAGAAUCGUGCAGUGCUCCAGAUGAACUCGGCAAUUGUCCGGCAGCCAAUCAAGUGGCACCUCCCAGUGGUGGCGGCGAUGUAAAGGAACGCUCCUGCGACUCCCUAGUCAUGUGCAUUGUAACCACCCUAAAUCAGGGAUUGCGAAAUGGUGGGGGCAUUGGCGAUAUUCUCCGGGCGCCAUCCAGCAAGGAGGGCUUAUUUGUGGCUCGAGUCAUUUACGACCUGCUCUUCUUUUUCAUCGUCAUCAUUAUUGUACUGAACCUGAUCUUUGGUGUCAUCAUUGACACUUUCGCCGAUCUGAGAUCGGAGAAGCAGCAAAAGGAAGCCAUCCUGAAGACUACUUGUUUCAUUUGCUCCCUGAAUCGGUCGGCAUUCGACAACAAGACGGUUAGCUUCGAGGAGCACAUCAAGAGCGAACACAACAUGUGGCACUAUCUGUACUUCAUAGUCCUGGUCAAGGUCAAGGACCCAACCGAGUUCACCGGCCCCGAGAGUUAUGUUUACGCUAUGGUGAAAGCCGGAAUCCUGGACUGGUUCCCUCGCCUGCGGGCUAUGUCCCUGGCAGCGGUGGAUGCGGAUGGCGAGCAAAUAGAACUGCGCAGCAUGCAGGCCCAGCUCCUGGAGACGCAGCUGCUCAUCAAAAACCUCUCCACGCAGCUACACGAACUCAAAGAUCACAUGACGGAGCAGCGAAAGCAGAAGCAGCGACUGGGCCUCCUCAAUCCAACGGCUCAUCAUCUGCUGCCGUUCCAGUGAGGCUCUCUUUAGGAUUUAUAUAUUAAUACCAACGUGGGGCACCACUCAAUUUUGGUAAACAUUCCCUAUGCACCCAUAUAGAUGUGAACACGAAAGUAUUGGCUUUACACGCCAUAUAUAUACAAUUCGCAACUCAUUCUCAAUGGAUCACUUGAAGGAACUUAGCUAUAUUGCUAACAUUUAAGUACAUCCCAAAAAUCAUUCUGUAUUAGAUUCGAAUUCCAAAACAAAAAUCUAAAAUUUGCUCAAAUAACGUCCUGCGGGACGAGAAACUUCUAAAUCUGUUACUAUGUAUAACCAACUGAGUACAUAAAAAUGUAGUAAACUCACUCAGAGACUUAGGGCUGUUAACAUGUUAAUUAAUGGGCGUGUGGCGCAUUUUUUCAAAACCCAAACAAGGUUUUCUCUUACCUCUUCUCGUUGACUCAGUAAUACCUGAAAUCUAUAAUCUAGACCUAUGUAGAUAACUUGAAAAUGUUCGCCGAGCGACCUUAAAACAAAUUUUCAAAAACAACUUUACGCCGUCUUAAGUUUAUUUUAUUUAAUUGUUAUUAUUUUAUGAAUAUUUUUUGAAUUAGUUUCAAAUGAAGAAUAUAUAGAUUUUCAAUCAAAACUAAUUAUUGUGAUUACCCUUUUAUAUUUUCACUCUGCUUUCAUUUCUGAAUGGUUUACUUAUUAGUAGUACUCGUAACGAGUUUUGUUGGUUAAAUUCAUUCUAAGCUAACAUUUAGAGGAUAUAUUCUAAGGAAAACUACUCUAUCUUUAAGUGAAACUUUAUAUCUCUACAUGUAAACAGAAAUAUAACUUUUAAAUAAAGAUGAUUCAAUCAAAUUAUA